This is a messenger RNA of Emericellopsis atlantica, 2829 nucleotides long. Its product is annotated as fungal-specific transcription factor domain-containing protein. The coding region runs from base 109 to 2757 and encodes 882 amino acids. Gene Ontology annotation, molecular function: zinc ion binding; DNA binding. The record is from RefSeq and is a predicted model, not a curated record. Lineage: Eukaryota; Fungi; Ascomycota; Sordariomycetes; Hypocreales; Bionectriaceae. Gene Ontology annotation, biological process: DNA-templated transcription. The transcript is spliced from 3 exons.
CCCAAGGCGAAGGCCCAGAACAAGAUACGAAAGCGUGCGCCAAAGGCAUGUCUCUCUUGCAGAGCACGCAAGGUCCGUUGCGAUGUGUCGCAGCGCGGCAGGCCCUGCAUGAAUUGCUAUCUUGAUAGCGAGACAUGCGUAGUGACGGGUAGGGCAUCUAGGUUCCGUCGAGCUCAUCGCGAACCUGGUGACAGUGUGCGAGCUUCGUAUCCUCCAUAUCCUCCUCCAGAUGGCUCCGAGCGACAGACUGCGGAGGCUGUCGUCAAAUCUAGGCUUGAUGGGCUUCCAAUGCCCCCGCCCGCCGCGUCUGUACAGCCUUUGUCCACGGUUGAACAUGAGGCAACAAACACAUGUACGCCCGAAGCUACCACCAAAGUAGACGACAAGCCUCGCGAGGACGUGGGUCCCGAUACUAGUGCAGAUAGUCUUUACGUUGCACCACCCGCACCCCUUGCGACGGCACGAUCCCCCGAGGAGAUCCGACCACAAACACACGCCUCUCAAGCUAUGCCUUACUCAACGAGAACUUUCCAGAACGAUACUGACUUUUCGCUUGGGCACAAUCACUGGAGUUUGGAUCAUCCGAUGGGACUCAGCGCAGAGGUCGUCUAUUCAUACUACCCGUUCUUGACGAUCAGCAACUUGCCGAAUAUACCUCCCCAGGACGUCAACUUCCUCGAGUUACAAGGAUGUCUACGCGUGCCGACACGAGCUUUUCUGGACGAGUUUCUGCAGCAGUACUUCCUCCAUGUUCACCCGUUGUUGCCACUGGUGAAUGAAGGAGAGUUUUGGAAUAUAUACAGCCCAGGAAAGAGCUCAGACGGCGCCAACGAUAGAGUUUCCCUGCUUGUGCUUCAGUCUAUACUAUUUGCCUCGUGCAAUUUCGUAUCCAGGGGGACCAUCAAGGCUUUGGGCUACCCAAGCAUCAGAGCCGCCAGAGGAUCCUUGUACAGGCGUGCCAAGUUGCUUCACGACCUGGAAUCUGAAUCAUCGCCACUCGCAAUUGCGCAAGCAGCACUACUCUUGUCGUAUUGGUCGCCGUCUUCGACUAGGAAUCCGAACACUUCGUGGCUGAGUCUCGCCAUACAACACGCAAAGGGCGCCGAAGCCCAGCAUUAUGCAGCAAUGCCGCUGUUUCCUGCCGAAACUCAUCCACUGCAAAGGAAAAAGCAGAACAUCCUGAAGCGGAUCUGGUGGUGUUGCAUCAUCCGUGAUCGAACUUUGGGCUUGCUCAUGCGGCGACCUAUACAGAUUACUAGAGCGCAUUUCGACUUCGAUUCGAAUCCAACAUUUGGCCUCGCCGACCUGGCGGAUGAGUUCAACCGAUCCAGAGUUUACAAUGGCGAGACCAAAAGAUGCCUUGGUGGUAUUUUGGCCCAGCUCAUUGAGCUAUACAUUGUUUUGACCGAUAUAUUGAUGCUGGUGUUUCCAUUGGACGACACACCGGGCUGGGGUCGAGACAUGAACCUCGAGGACGUCGACCGUGUGAAAGAGUGCAAGAUGGCCCUGAGGCGAUGGAACAAGGACUCUACCCUCCGGUUUCCCAUGUUCAGCGGUGGGCAGACAACGCAGUCGAUGGCCGGGAGGAGGCACCAGUGCAGUCACGAUUCAGUGAUCCUGUACACCAACCUCAUGUACAUGUACUAUCACUCGACCCGAGUCGUGCUGUGUCACCACGAGAUUCUUCACCUGGCUAUACUGCAAGCGGCACCCAACAGCGAUGACCGUAUCACACGGGACUUAUCUGUCAUCUAUGAAAACCGACACGAGCUCCAGGAUGCUGCUUCUGGGGUCACCGAAUGCCUGAAAGAGCUCGUUCACCUCAAGUUGGCCCGUUGGCUGCCCAUCUCGGCAGUUGCAUGCACUGCGCUGCCUCUUGUUCUGAACAUACUCGAUGUCAAGCUAUCAUCCUCAGCAAGUGAAUCCAAUCUUGACUCAAACGCCGCUUCUGCGCUGAAGCAGCAUCGGCUGAACAUUCUCAUUGAAGCCAUGCGGACUUAUCAACCACAGUACGACGGCGUGGACUGGGUCAGCGAGAUUAUCCGGCAUAUUGUCAACCUUGCUCAGAUUGAGAAACCAGCGUCCCGUGUACCAGGCACGAAGGCGGGCAUCAACGAUUGGACGGACAUUCUGGCAUUGCAGCCGAGCUCGUAUCUCCGGCUGGCAUUGGCGCUGGAUCUAAGUCUUAGCAAGGGGAGGCUCCCUGAGGACGGCGACUUCCCCGUGAGCCUCCGCGGCCUCUUCACGGGUGGCUUUAGCCCGCUCAAGUCGCUCGUCGAUGCCAACAGAUUCGGUGGGCAGGCCAGGGCACCGGACACUGAGUUUUCAGAGUCGCAGCGCUCGAAUGUCGGCCAGAGGCAUCAGUCGCAGGAAGAGCUUGACUCGCAAGGCUCAAACCAGUCCCCUACUGAUUCGUACAUGACCAAAUCAGAUGAGGCGGCACACGAGGUCCUUCGCGACCAAAUACGUUCUCGAAUCAGACUUGAUCGGCCAGCGGGUACCAACAUGCCCCCUUCCGAAGGAUUGGAUGGACUGGGACCGUUGGGCAACGAUGUUUUCUCGCUAGAUGAGUCGCCCAACUCAACGAGCGACUUUGGUGGCAUGUACAUUGACGGGCCGAUGCCUGACGUCUCUGCCGAGUGGAUCGAGAACCUCUGGGGUGAAAUGGGGGAAAUGGAAGACAAGACAGACAGGGACACUGCAAGGGUCCUUCUAGAAGCCUUGAAAGAAGGCGACAUGGGGGAGUGUGUACGCUGAGUUCCGUGGAGAAGAACCCCUUGUCACGUUAUUAGAAAACCUGAGAUUGGCUUAUUUCUAUUAAUAAUUAUU